Electrophorus electricus (electric eel) is the source of this 2086-nucleotide messenger RNA. It is a transcript of the gene sars2, whose product is annotated as seryl-tRNA synthetase 2, mitochondrial. Lineage: Eukaryota; Metazoa; Chordata; Actinopteri; Gymnotiformes; Gymnotidae. The record is from RefSeq and is a predicted model, not a curated record. Gene Ontology annotation, molecular function: ATP binding; serine-tRNA ligase activity. Gene Ontology annotation, biological process: seryl-tRNA aminoacylation.
UUCAGCAUCUUCUGUGACUUCCGCUAAACACGCGCUGGUCUGUUUAGCUUUAACUGACGGACGUUAAUUAAAAACACGUCCUCUCGCUCUCUCUCUCUCUCGGCUUCCGUAGUUACGUGUGCGGUCAUGGCGUCCUUCAGCGGCGGCGUGUUUCGGCCUCUGCUCGGUGUGUGUGCGGUGUGGAGGACAUGUUCUCGUCCGGGCUCCUCCGGGAGUGUCCGCAGCAGCCUGCUGGAGCACAUGAGACAGGGCUACACCGACAAACCCGAACUCAACAUGCGCUGGCUGUGCGAACACACGCACCAAGUCAUCGCCAACGUGGAAAACAGGAAAGGAGAUUUACGGGCGGCUGAUGUCGGAGUGAUCAUAUCUGUCUGGAAGCAGCUGAAGGACGUGCAGGAUGAGAUCGUGAAACUCGAAGAAAGGAAGACGUCCAUCAGCGCUACUGUCCGAGCCCUGGUGGAGCAACAUGACAAAAAGGUUCUAUGUGAUCUCGCGGACUACAAGGCGACGAGGGCUGAGGGCCGAGAGCUCCGUGGAAAGCUGAGUCAGCUUUACCCGCUACACAGUGAGCUGGAGCAGCAGUACUACUGCCUGGCACUGAGGCUGCCCAACCUCUCACACCCAGACGUGCCCGUUGGGGAUGAGAGCCAGGCUCGGGUGGAGGACAUGGUGGGGCAGAAACCAGAGUUUGAUUUCAAACCCAAAGGCCAUCUAGAAAUUGGGGAGUUUCUGGAUAUCAUAAGACAAAGGCGUCUUGCCCAUGUGUCAGGUCACAGGUCGUACUACCUGAGAGGAGCAGGAGCCAGACUGCAGACUGCUUUGCAGAACUUUGCUUUGGACCUCCUGCAGAAAAGGGGGUUUAUCCCGAUGGCUGUUCCGGACAUGCUGAAAGGAGCCGUGUUUGAGGGCUGUGGAAUGCAUCCUCAUGCCCAGCAUUCCCAGGUGUACACGCUGGACCCCAGCCGCUUUCCAGACCUCAACCUGGCUGGCACAGGUGAAGUUGGCAUCGCAGGUUAUUUUAUGGAUCAUGCGAUAAAUGUGAAAGAUCUGCCAGUCAGGACUGUCUGCAGCAGCACGUGUUUCCGAGCAGAAACAGAGGCAGGUAAAGAGACCUGGGGACUCUACAGGGUCCAUCACUUCAACAAGGUGGAAAUGUUUGGUAUAACUGCAGAUGAGACGGGUCGAGAGAGUUCUCACUUGUUGGAGGAGUUUGUGUCCUUGCAGAAGGAGAUUUUCUCAUCCCUCAAGCUCCAUUUCAGGGUGUUGGACAUGCCCACACAAGAGCUGGGAGCUCCAGCGUUCAGGAAGUAUGAUGUGGAAGCGUGGAUGCCCGGUCGUGGAAGCUUUGGUGAGAUCUCCAGUGCCUCCAACUGCACAGACUACCAGAGUCGUCGACUCAACAUCCUCUAUGAGGGAAGCGAAGGGCGUCUUAAGUUCACUCACACGGUGAAUGCUACAGCAUGUGCUAUUCCACGCACCAUUAUAGCUAUUUUGGAGACUCAUCAAACUAAGGAGGGAACAGUGCGUGUUCCGGAAGUGUUACAGCCAUACCUUGGCUCUGAGCUGAUUGAGAAGCCCAAAUACUCCCCACUGAAAUACAUUGGACCAAACCAGCCGAACAGACAACCCCUGUCCAUCGCUGAAAGUUCCCACUGGCGUGACUUUGGCAGUAACUUUUAAGUCCAAAUGGAAAUAUUUUUUAGAAAGGUGUGUGUGAGGAUCAACACUGUUUUAUACUCUCCUCAGAGCAGUUGGGGCGGGUUCUGACCAACACAUACAGGGCAGGGCUUGAAUCUCAAUGGGUCUUUGUUGUAUGAGCUGAAGAGUGCAGCUUACCUGACCACACCUCACACUGUAGUUCAGAUACGUCUUUUUUUACUUUUGGGAAGCAGAAUUCGACCUAAGAACAAGACUAGUUAGUAACACGAACAGCCAUUCAGGUUCUGUUCACUUACAAUGAAUUAAAACACACAUACCCAAACUUGAAAUAUGGUACUGUAAGUGAUGUCAGGUAAGGCCUGUGUCAGUCAUGUUUUAUGUCUCAUGAUAAAGACAAACUAUGAAUAAAUGUUGCUGAUCUUGG